ACUCUGAAGAAGAAGUAGAAGAAAAGAAAAAUAAGCCGAGGAAGAGGAGUUUGAGGCCGUUUCUAAGGUUGUUAUGGAGACUGCUGUUACCAUGGACGAGGACACUAAUGUUGGUACGGUGAGCCCAGAGGUCCAGCCUUCUCCUGACAGAGAUCCACCUAAAGCUGCAUCCGGCCCGACUCGGCGCCGGCUCAUGGGGCGGAGGGGCCAAAAGGCAAAGAGGCGGGGCCUUGCUGAGAAGAGGCGGGGCCUUGCUGAGAAGAGGCGGGGCCAGGAGAAGGAGGGCGUGACGGUGAAGAGGUCAUUGAGCGACGGGAAGCGGCGCUGGGACAAGAAGCAUUACUGCGUCUUCUGCCGCCGACCGCAGGUCAAGAUCGCUCGCCACCUUCUCAGGAAGCACACCGACCAGCAGGAAGUUCUGGCCGCCGGCGCCCUACCCACCGGGUCCAAACAGCGCCACCUGCUGCUGGAACACCUACGCUGCAGAGGCAACUACCUGCACAACAUUGAGGUGAUCCGUCAGGGACGCGGCGAGAUCGUCCCGUGGCGGCAGCCCUCAGAGAAGUUUGAUGUUGACGCCAGAAACUACCUGCCAUGUCCUCUCUGCCUUGGCUUCUUCCUCCGAGCCGACCUCUGGAGACACCAAGUGUCCUGUCGGAAAAAGCUUGCCAUUGAUCCGUCCAAACGCCCUGGCCCCUCAGUUGAGACCUCCUCUGACGAGGCAUUUCCUUCUUUAGAGUCCAUAGGUGAACUUACCUUAGAUCCAGCUGACAAAGCCCCUGCUGAGGCCUCGAAUCAGAGCUCUGAGCACGAGAAGAGUCAGAACCUGACCUCUCAGCCCAGUGUAAAUCAGAACCAGAACUCGGCACAGAACCUCCCUAAGAGGAGGACUAGAGUUCAGGCUGCAGCAUCCCGCCUGCUGCCGAUCUCUAGCAGCGCAUCGGAGGGCGUCAGUGAGAUCCUGCACCGCAUGAACCAGGACAACGUCUCUUAUGAGGUGAAGUCUGAUUGGCUGAUUUGUAAGUACGGCAACAAGCUGCUGGAGAACCAAGACGGUAACCAGCGAAGUUAUGAGUAUGUCAGCCAGAAGCUCCGGGAACUCGGUCGCCUCCUGCUGGCCGCUAAGUCUCUGGACUCUGAGGUCCAGACCCUGCAGGACCUGCUGGCGCCGGGUCAGCUCAGCCUGGCACUCUCUGCUGCCAGGAAGGCUGCAGGCUACCGGUGGAGCCGGCCCCCGCUAUCGGUGAAGACCACCCUGAAGACCGUCUGCGACAUUGCCAUUGGAGAGAGUCUUUUGGAUGGAGACUGGGAGGCUGCAGCCAGAACCACCGACUUCUACCACCUUCUGGGGAGUGAGUGGGACAACUUGGGCCUCCAGAACCCUGACCUAGAACAGACUGCAGCAGAUGGAGGAACCAAACCCAAGAAACGAUCGGGCCUGACCAGAAUCAACAAAGACCCGAGAGCCGAUGUUCUAUCCAGAUUUGGGCCCAGCCCUGAAGUUCCCCUGCUUCCUCCAGAGUCCAGACUACAAAACCCAGUCUCAGUUCCUUUCUGCCUCAGGAAGGCCCAGCGCCGGCCCUGGUCUUCUGCAGAGAAGGACGCCAUCUGGAGACAGUUAGGGGACCAUGUUCUGCUCCAGACAGUACCGGGCAAGGAGGUCUGUCAGCGCUGUUUGGAUCUGGAACCAGUUCUCAAGGGGAGACACUGGAAGGACGUUAAGAACCAGAUCCACAACCAGAUCCAGAGCCAGAAAAAACAGCAGUUUCACGCUCAGAUGAACCAGGAGGAAAAUCAACAAAUCCAAGCACAGAACCAGAACCAAAAGAAGCAGAACCCCCAGUCUGAUCAACCACAACAUAACCAGCAGAAGCAGCCACAUCAGUCCCAGGUGGAACAGAUCUGUCAGAACUCUCAGUACCAUAAAAGCCCACAAUACGAGGUCCAGAUGAACCAGGAGGCCCAAGAUAGCAUUCGGAACCAGAAAAAGAAGCUAGACCAGCAGAACCAGGUCUACCCCCCUAAGAAGCAACUUUUCCAGACUCGAUUGGACCAGCAGAACCCCUGUGAGGUCCACAAGAAACAGCUGUACCAAAUGCACCAUCAGAACCAACAGCUGGAGACCCGGGACACAUCCGUGUUGCCGGUUCCACCUUACGAUCCGGAUGGACCGCUCCGAGCUCACGGACACACUCUGUUGAACCGGGAUCCUCCGAUCGCUCCGUACCCGGUUCUGAUCCGAACUCCUGGGCCCCACAUGGAACCUCUAUUGACCAGAAGCGACUGGACCGAGGAGGCGCUGGUUCAGAACUACCAGAUAAACCGACCGAUGGGCCAGAACUUCCUGCAGCACGUCUCUGGAGGAGGAGCUCCAUCAGACCCGCACUCUGGACGGGUCCACUUCUGAUGGACUGGUUCAAAGGUGCCACAUCUGUCAGUUGUAUUUCUGUCGGAACCAAAACCAGAUCAACUGCCUUAAAUUAUUGAGAUGUGAAGUUUAUGAUUUUCUGCUAAAGUUCUGGUGUUUGUCCUGAACUGGACCAACCUGUAGCAUUGAUGGUGUUGGCUUGGUUGGUUUGUUGACUGGUUCCAGAUUAAGAUCACAUCCUAGUCAGAUGUUCUGAGUUUCUGGUACCAGAAAUGGACCUGAGCUCAGAGGAGAACUUUAAGGUCCAGAGACCCAGCAGAAACUCUUUCAGCCAGGCUCAGGAGUUUGGACCAAAGCUCCUCAGUGAACCCAUCCUGGUUUUUCAGCUGCUGGGGUCCAGAUGACCCCUCAGAUUUUCUGUAGAACCCGACCUUGUGGUUCCUUUUGAACCCUUCCUCAGGCUGAACCAUCCCUGAAAUCUGAACUUGUGGCAAAGUUCUGGUUGGUCCAAAGGUCAUCAUCAUUGAUCCAGAGCUCAAUCAUAGCAGAACCGUACUGGACAGAAGAUUUAAUCUGUUGGUUCCUCCUGGAUACGUUCCAGUUGUUUCACCCAAGUAUAUCCAGGGUUCUUCUGGGCUCCCGGUCUGGGGUGAUGGUUGGAUUCUAGAUAUGGGCCAACGGGACCCAGUGCCCCUCUAGAACUGGUCCCGGAACCUGUUAUGGUGCCAAACCUUUACCAGUUGGUCGUUUGGACCAUUUCAGUUUUUUAGAUUUAUAUUUUAUUUGAACAAUGAAAUAGAAAUGAAGGUGUUGCUGUUUUGGCUUCAGCGAUUAAAUAUUCCUGUUUUGUUUUUCUUAUUUCUGUGCAACCAUGAAAGCUGUGAUCCCACCUGACUCGGCUCAGUUCAGUUCCCUCUAUGAGGUGAUUCUGGUUUCAGUGUGAGCCAGUUACUUGGUACCAAGAGAAGUUGGUUCUGAUGCACUAUACAUCUGAAAUAAAGUUGCUCCCAAAGUCA
Poeciliopsis prolifica (blackstripe livebearer) is the source of this 3384-nucleotide messenger RNA. RefSeq lists its product as uncharacterized. Lineage: Eukaryota; Metazoa; Chordata; Actinopteri; Cyprinodontiformes; Poeciliidae. The transcript is spliced from 7 exons. Bases 74 to 2407 code for a protein of 777 amino acids. The record is from RefSeq and is a predicted model, not a curated record.